AUGUCGUCCCGACGGCACGCCAUCUCACCCGUGCGGCGUAAUGGAGAUCAGGCGACGUCUCGAACCGCGGUCGGCUCGAGCGAAUCGACGUCGUGCCCCGUGUGCGGCGUCGACUUGAAUGGUGUCUCGUUCGAUGCGCGCUCGCGCCACGCAGCCACGUGCGCCGAGACGCUCUCACAGCUCGACCACGUCACGCAAGAGGACGGCAACGACGAAUUUGACGAUGAUUUGAUCGCGCUCGUGGACGAGAUUGACCGGAAACGAGAGUUGGAAGCGGCGAAAAAGGCGUCUCGAGCCACAACGUCGGGCUCAGCGUCGGCGAUUCAGGAUGGAGAAACCGUCGAGCGUUGGCUCCAUCGCAUUGGUUACGCGCCGUACUACCAUCCUUUGUACGUCAAGGAAGAAUUGCUCGACGUAGAAAUCGCAAAGGAGUGUUCAGCGAUGGAUUUGAUGUCCGUUGGCGUUGACGCAGAAGAUGCAAGAGCGUUGGCGCACUGCGGCGGCGCGCCGCCGGACACCAUCGCGAACGUCCCACAAACGACAACCGUCCCGCGCACGCGAUCAGCGAUGCAACGUGCACGCGAAAUCGCGGUCGCGAACGACGAUUCGCUGUGGGCUGUCGCUCGUGGCGCCGAAAAUCGCGGCCGCGGCGAGUCGCUCCCUUCCAUCGAACGCUUCACGCGCGCGAAAACGACAGAGCGUUGA
Molecule: messenger RNA, 705 nt
Organism: Ostreococcus lucimarinus CCE9901
Lineage: Eukaryota; Viridiplantae; Chlorophyta; Mamiellophyceae; Mamiellales; Bathycoccaceae
Exons: 1
Coding region: 1-705 (234 amino acids)
Source: RefSeq, a predicted model, not a curated record